AUGCUCAGCAAUACCGUGCUCAGCGUAUUGUCGCUAUCAGCGCUAUGGGCCAACCCCGCCAGCGCUGAAGCUGCGCCGAAGUCUGGCUGCAGCGCCCUGAAGCUUGCUCUUCCCAACAACACCUUCUGGCCGGAACAUGCCGUCUAUGAAUACGAGUCGCAAGAUUUCUGGUCCAACAAUGAGAUCCUCAGCCCGGCCUGUGUCUUCCGCCCGACGAGCCCCAAGCACAUCUCCAAGGCUGUGUCACUCAUGGGCGCGAGCCAUACCGCCUUUGCUGUGCGUGGAGGCGGGCACAUGGCCAUUGCAGGCGCCAACAACAUCGACGGCGGUCCGCUGAUUGUCAUGUCUAACUUGACGACUCUCGAGCUGACCAAAGACAAGAAAUCGGUUUGGCUGGGACCUGGGCUGGACUGGGGCCAGGUUUACCGCUACUUGGGCCAGUACAAACUCGCAGUCGCUGGCGGUCGCUUAUCCGCUGUUGGUGUCCCAGGUUUGCUGCUAGCGGGAGGAAUCAACUUCCAUGGAAACCAGCGAGGAUGGGCGGCAGAUAAUGUCCUCGAAUAUGAGCUUGUGCUACCCAGUGGCAGGAUCAUCUCAGUAACGUCAAAGUCCCACAGCGAUCUUUUCUGGGCUCUCAAGGGUGGUUCCAGCAAUUUUGGCAUCGUCACCAAGUUCAGACUUGCCACUUUCCCGUCUGAUCAGAUCUAUGCUGGCAUAUACAGUGUCGCGGACAUACCAGGCUUUUUAAAGGCUGUGGCUAAUUUCUCUGCCUUCAAUACCGAUCCUCUAGCACACAUUGUUCCCCAGGUGAUCGCCGUUGACGAAGAGACGACCAUUGGCGGAGCAAUUCUCUUCUAUGAUAGCGACUCAAGCGCUAAGCCGGAUUGCUUCCAGCCCUUCUUCGACCUGCCUGCUGUUUCAAACACGUUCGAAAAGAAGACCCUCGCGCAGUUCUCUGAUGAAUGUGGCGAGCUCGUAACACCCAAGAUCAACGAUCAGUUUAUCGCCGGCACCACCACCGGCAAAACAUACGAGGAGAUCCUUGAAGGUAUCCAGAUCGUAAACGAUGGCUUCCUGGACGCUCUGCCCGGCUUGUACAAGGUACUUCCCGCCGAGAACCGUGUGCUCAUCUCAGUUGACUGGCAACCGCUAGGCUCACUGUGGGAAAAAGGUUCCAGAAAAUCUAAUCCUGGGGGUAAUCCUCUGGGUUUGGAUGUCGAGUCAAAGGGCACAUAUAUUGCUUGGGCAGAGGUUGUGGAGUGGAGUGGCGACGAGCAUAACGAAGCCAUCUUUGCGUGGAUAAAGAAUACUACAUGGUCAAUUGCCAACGCCACUCAGAAAGCUGGCCUUUAUGACCCUUUUACUUAUAUGGGAGACGCCGCUGGGUUUCAGGAUAUUUACGACGGAUACGGUCAAAAGAACAAGCAAAAGCUCCUUUCCAUCUCUCGAAAGUACGAUCCAUCGCGGAUCUUUCAAAAGUACUGGCCGGGUGGUUUCAAGAUCGGAACCUGA
This is a messenger RNA of Fusarium sp. VM40, 1512 nucleotides long. The record is from the annotation of a GenBank genome assembly. Lineage: Eukaryota; Fungi; Ascomycota; Sordariomycetes; Hypocreales; Nectriaceae.